This is a messenger RNA of Drosophila rhopaloa, 1771 nucleotides long. It is a transcript of the gene Pex16, whose product is annotated as peroxisomal membrane protein PEX16. The record is from RefSeq and is a predicted model, not a curated record. Gene Ontology annotation, cellular component: peroxisomal membrane. Lineage: Eukaryota; Metazoa; Arthropoda; Insecta; Diptera; Drosophilidae. The coding region runs from base 137 to 1165 and encodes 342 amino acids. Gene Ontology annotation, biological process: peroxisome organization. The transcript is spliced from 2 exons.
UCAAUAUUCACAAGGAAGCUCUAACGCCUCUCAAGAAAACCAUAACACCACAGCUGCACCGAUUUGAUUUACCUGCAGGCCGCAAUUCCUCAUUUUAUUUUGGUUUUUCGAGGAACUGGCGAUUUUACCGGAUAUAAUGGAUACUCUGAAGGGCAUGCUGAAGGCGUAUGAGGCGUGGGUUGCCAAAAACCCGGAUGUGGUGGGCGAUUUCGAGACCACGGCCAAGUGGGUCUCCUACUUUAUAGCAGGUCGCAUAUCCUCUUCGAAUGUGGUCAGUGAGCUGGUUUAUACAAUGUCCAAUAUGCUGGUGUUCUACAACGAUCGGAUCAUCGAACGGGCACGUAAUGCUCAGGAGAAUUCGGUGAUCCAGCUGCAAUCGAAACUUUGCUACCGUCUAAAGGUCACGCUGACGACACUCGAAUAUAGCGAGGUUUUCAUCGAGAUAUCGGCUCGCCGGCUGUUCGGUCAAUCCGGCAAGUGGCUGGUGAUAGCGCUAAUACAGGCCUUUAAGGCGGCGGGGCGUUUCUUUAUCUUGAAACACUCUACCUCGGAUAUAAUCACAUCGCCGCCCAUCGCCUCAUUGAACCGAAGGGCACUGGGCAAGCAAAGGAAGUCUGCGGCGGAUGAGGUGCCCUCCUCCAACGAUGUGCUGCAGUCCCAGCACUCCAUUACCUUCCAACUAAAGCGAUCCGGUCGAGUGAUCCGCAAGGUGGAGGGUGCUCCUCCUCUGCAGUAUCGCGAUUUCAAGCUCCAUGUGGACAACAAUGAGGCAGUGAAGACGCAGAUCCCCAAAAAACUGCUUCAAGCGGAGUACCUGUAUAUAUCGAAGCCACUGAUCCACCUGGCCGCCAUGGGAUUGUUCGGUCAGCGGAGCUGGAAGCAGUAUAUGGUAGCUCUGUCCAUCGAUCUGUACAGCAUACACCUGUACCGCCAGCACCGAGACCUCAUGUCCAAGCAACAGAAAAUGGAGCUGAGCAGGCGGUGCAUCAACAUUCUGUACUUCCUGGCCCGAUCGCCGUUCUACGACAGCUUCACCAAAUCGAGACUGGAGCGUGUCCUGGACUUUGUGGCUACCAGUAUUCCUAUUGCAAAGGUGGUGGCCGGACCCCUGAAAGACUACAUUCCCACGUGGCAAAGCACUUACUUCUACCUCUGGUCCACUUAAGCAUUCCGGAGAUAGCGCGAGAGUAUUUACCCUAGGCUAAGUUUUAAAGUUACAGGUGUGGAUGCAUUGGGUGUGUACGUAGGAUGGGCCGAUUUUUGGUUGCUAAGAACUGUAGGGGCGGAAUGUAAAUCGCUGAACAAAUAUACUAUUUGCACCUGAAACUAUCGAGUGUAUUUUGAGGAAUUUGCCAAAAUAAACUAGUUUUUGUUUUAUAAAGCUAAAUUAAUUUUGUGUCUCGAGAGCUUGUAUAUUACCGCAGUGUUUGAUUUAUAUUAUUCUUACUCUGACGUGUUCUUGAAAGAGAUCCAAAAAUAUUUUAGAAUAUCUGUGAACCCAGAAAAACAUACUAAACACUCCUUUGAAACUGAUAAAAAUUAAAGCUCUUUUGGGAAUCAAAUUAUAUGUAGAUAAAUAAAUAGAAGGAAGAGGAAGUAUUGUCCAACGAUUACAGUUCUCCCACAUCUCUUAAAUUGGCCUACCUUAAUUAGAGGGAUCGCCGUUAUUUAAAUGAAAAAUGCUGAUUGAUCCAAAUUGUUUUGUAUGGCUUUUUAAAUUAUAUAUGGAACAAUAUUUUUACACAUACAAUUAAACGAAAUUUUUCACUUA